GAACUACUCCGUGCUGAUGUCAUGACUCUGUAGUGGAGUAGAGUACCUAGCCACCUAGCUCAUGAUAUUGUGCCUCACGAGCUCACACAUAUGAUAUAUAUUCGUUAUGGUACAUUUCGUAACUAUAUCUCCCUAUUUAUUUUAACCUAUUUACUUUGAUCUAAUUCAUCUAAUUUUCAACUGCAUUCAAUAAUUCGAAUUAGCCAUGUCUUUUCUACGAAAUCCCGCAGCUCUUUUUGCUCUAAAUCUCACUACUUUGGUAGGUGUUGUGGGAAGCACCUACAACUUAAGAUCGCAUAUGGUGGAGCUCUCGGAGGAUCAUGAAGCAAGAAUGGAUGAGUUGGAAGGUACCUUGAGAGGACAUAUCGGACUUAUUGAGGAUGCUCUUGAUAGAUUAGAAGGGAAACCAAAUGGAAACAAGAUGGAACAAUAUUAUGGAAAAAGAGCUAGGGAUGAGAAGAAAACGUAAUUAGCCGGCAGAUGAAAUCUGAUCUCAGCAUUUCCAAUUUAAGAGGACAUAAAUCAGAUUUCAGAUCUGUGAUAGGUGUUCUUGGGGAUGUUGCAUCUUUUUCAGGACUAGACUGCUUGUAACGAUGGCCGUUCGUGCAGUCUCCUCACGCAUGCGAGCUUUUUGGGAUGCUGAUCGGUUAAAAGAACUUCACCCCUCGCACAUGAGGCUCUUUUUGUAUUGAGAUGUGAAAAUGAAAGAAUUGGGCGAAGAUACUGAGCUGAAAAAUCAGCCAAUUUGAGAGACGCUGUUACGAUCUUUCACUCAGAACCUCAAGAAUGCAUGAUGAAUAUUAUAA
This is a messenger RNA of Botrytis cinerea B05.10, 806 nucleotides long. RefSeq lists its product as hypothetical. The transcript has 3 exons. Bases 206 to 469 code for a protein of 87 amino acids. NCBI's taxonomy places the organism in Eukaryota, Fungi, Ascomycota, Leotiomycetes, Helotiales, Sclerotiniaceae. The record is from RefSeq and is a predicted model, not a curated record.